AUGUCCCCCAAUGUGUUCAAAAUUCCCAACAGUGCUUUGACUCCCAUUGAUGCACCCAAGACUGCUGAAGCAGCUACAGACAUGUUCAGCAACUUGUAUAGCUUGGUGAAUUUUUCUCCCAACAGUUUGCCCCCCAAAUGGGCUGCUCCUGCUGCAGUCACUACACCUUCCACCAUAGACCCUGCUUUACUCUCCCUCAAUGCUUAUCCCCCUCCUGACAUCCCAGCCAAUGACAUUCCUGUCACUGAAAUGACUGGGCAUGACACAGAUGUCAACUUCCACUCAAUUCUGACUUUCCACAACACCCUAAAAGUCAUUGUCCAUGUGCUGGACUGUUUCAUCGCCAAACAAGUUGUGUCUGAGAAGACUGCACAAUAUUCCCCCAAUGUCCCUGUGUCAGUGCACCUACUACUUACCACUUUGCUCCACAGCAGGGGGGAAAAGAGUUGGCUUCAAUCUGUCACCCAAUCUUCAGAUUCCUUGCUAGGAUGGUUGAUGGCUUGCAAAGGACAAGAUGGUGAUGGGUCAGAACAGACAUCUGCAAUGCACUCAAAAUUCUCUGGUUGGAAGGCCACUAGAGAUGUGUCAGAUGCUAGAAUGGCCCCUCAGAUGAUCAAGCACAACAGUAUGAAGAUGGAUGCAGCCUGCAGAACUGUCUUGACACAUUUGAGCCUGAGAUCACAAUCAAUAGUGUGGGCCAGUCUGAUCCUUGUCAUGAAGGGUUGUGCCAAGAUAAAUUCCAUGUUUCCUAUGUCUGGAAUGACACAGGAAAACAUGUAG
Molecule: messenger RNA, 780 nt
Organism: Pisolithus orientalis
Lineage: Eukaryota; Fungi; Basidiomycota; Agaricomycetes; Boletales; Pisolithaceae
Exons: 6
Coding region: 1-780 (259 amino acids)
Source: RefSeq, a predicted model, not a curated record